CGGCACCAGCGCUACAUGUCGAUGACGAUAGACCGCCCGCCGCCGUCGUUCCGUCAGCUCGUCAUUGCUGGGUCCAUCUCAGGCAUGUCUAGCGUUAUUGUGUGCCACCCUCUGGACACGAUACGCACGCGAUUGCAGCACUCGUCGUCGUCUUCGUUCUCGACUGUGGUCGGUACAACGUUGCGUCAUGAAGGUCUUCGAGGGUUGUACAAGGGAUUCUUUCCGCCAUUCUUCUCCCAAGCUGUGUACAAGUCGGUAAUCUUCUCCGUGCAAGGGCGAGCGCGCUCAUUCAUGUCGACACACAUGGACCGUCCGUCGCCGCUUUUCCUUUCCACGUGCGCGGGUGCAAUCGCUGGUGGCAUCAAUGCAUUUCUAGUCGCACCGGUGGAGCUCGUACGGAACCGCCUUCAGAUCCAGCAACAGGACACGGCGAAUGCAAAGUACAAAGGGAGUAUUGAUGUUAUCCGCCAAGUUACCAAGCACGAAGGUCCGAUGGCGUUGUGGAAGGGCCUGUCGUGCACCAUCACGCGAGAUGCGCUGGGUGUGGCAUUCUACUUUGUCACGUUUGACUGUAUCAAAACAGUACUACCCGAUGACUGGGCGCCGGCAUCUCGCGUAUUAGUUGCAGGUGCAUCUGGCGGCAUUGCGUUUUGGACGAUUGCCUUGCCAUUUGAUACCGUCAAGACCGUCAUCCAAGUGUCGGCGCACGAGGCAGGCACACAACCCCAUGGGAUGAUUCGAACUGGUCUUCACUUGGUUCGGCAACAUGGCGUGGGUCGGGUCUUUCAGGGGUGGCAAGCGGCGUUUUCCCGCGGAAUUCCUGGUGCCGCCAUAACAUUUUGGGCCUAUGGUACGACGAUGGCGCACCUUCAAGACGAUCAUGCUAGUCUCGCUUAAUUCAUUGCAUCUAUGGUACUUGGUGAUGUAGCUGAAUUGCUACACCUUGUGGGCCAGUGUCAAAGCAUGAGUUUCGCCAAAGAGAGCGACGGCGGCCUCGUAUGCGCUCGCAUGAUGCUGCUGCUUCACUUCGGGCUCUUUGUCUUCGUCCCACAACGUGGCGAGUAAAUGAUCGAUCUUCAAGUAAAUGUAUGGUGCGAA
Molecule: messenger RNA, 1098 nt
Organism: Aphanomyces invadans
Lineage: Eukaryota; Oomycota; Saprolegniomycetes; Saprolegniales; Verrucalvaceae
Exons: 6
Coding region: 16-897 (293 amino acids)
Biological process (GO): mitochondrial L-ornithine transmembrane transport
Molecular function (GO): L-ornithine transmembrane transporter activity
Source: RefSeq, a predicted model, not a curated record